CUUUUCCUGAGCCCUAUUUGGUUUCUUUUAGGGAACUACAAAUCUAUUGGUGCUUGAAGCUUUUAGGCAGCACGAUGGAAAGAAGCCUGAAGAACAUCCUGGUGCUUUCCUUUGGAUUUCUAUUUCUCUUUACUGCCUACGGAGGUCUGCAGAGUCUGCAGAGCAGCCUGUACAGCGAGGAGGGCCUGGGGGUGACGGCGCUCAGCACGCUCUAUGGCGGGAUGCUGCUGUCCUCCAUGUUCCUGCCGACCAUCCUCAUUAAGAAGCUCGGCUGCAAAUGGACCAUCGUCAUCUCCAUGUGCUGCUACGUGGCCUUCUCCCUGGGCAACUUCUACGCCAGCUGGUACACGCUGAUCCCCACUUCCAUCCUGCUGGGACUUGGAGCAGCCCCGCUGUGGUCCGCGCAGGGCACCUACCUCACCAUCAUGGGAAACACACACGCAGAGAAGACAGGAAAGGUCGGCAAAGACGUGGUCAGCCAGUAUUUUGGCAUCUUCUUCCUCAUAUUCCAGUCGUCUGGUGUGUGGGGCAACCUGAUCUCGUCUCUGGUGUUCGGCCAGACGCCCACUCAAGGGGCCAUCCCAGAGGAGCAGCUCGAGUUCUGCGGGGCCAGUGACUGCCUGGUGGCCACGGUGUCCACCAACAGCACAAACCGUCCCUCCCAGGAGCUGAUCUACACCCUGCUGGGCAUCUACACAGGCAGCGGCUUCCUGGCGGUCCUGCUCACCGCCGCAUUUCUGGAACCCAUAAAAGACGCUCAGCAGGAAAGUGAGGGAGAGAAGCAAGCGCCACCGUUCUGGUCCACUUUGCUGUCGACGGUCAAGCUGUUUAGAGACAAGCGCCUGUGUCUCCUGGUCCUGCUGCCGCUGUACUGCGGCUUCCAGCAAGCCUUCCUGGCCGGCGACUACACGCGGUCCUACACCACCUGCGCCCUGGGGAUCCAGUUCGUGGGCUACGUGAUGAUCUGCUUCUCAGCUGUCAACGCGCUGUGCUCCGUGCUGUACGGGAAGCUGGCCCAGUACACGGGCAGGAUCGCUCUCUUCGCGCUGGGUGCCGUGACCCACCUGUCCUGCUUCAUCGCCCUCCUGCUGUGGAAGCCUCAUCCCCACCAGCUGCCUUUGUUCUUCGCACUUCCCGGCCUCUGGGGAGUGGCGGACGCAGUCUGGCAGACACAGAACAAUGCUCUUUUCGGGGUCCUGUUUGAGAAGAACAAGGAGGCCGCCUUUGCCAGUUACCGCCUGUGGGAAGCCCUGGGCUACGUCAUCGCGUUCGGAUACAGCACGUUUCUGUGUGUCAGCGUCAAACUCUACGUCCUCCUGGGCGUCCUGAGUCUGGCCAUGGUGGCGUAUGGAACUGUCGAGUAUCUGGGGUCCAAGAAGGUGGCCAGGCUGCUCACCGAAGAGCAGACAAAACCAGCUGAGGAAGGAGUAACACAGACAAAAAUGUGAAGCAACAAACCCCAUGGUGGAUGAACCCAGAGCGUAUCGGCGGGAGAGUUUUACCUGAAGAUGCCUCAGAGUUUAUAGUUGAUUCUUUACGACUACUUCAACAAUAUUUCAUUUUUUACAUGAAUUUUUUUUCUAUUUUAUCAAAUUUUUCAGUCCACCCUCUCAUCCAUAGAGAUCCAGAGUAUACGUGAAAGAAAUAAACUCAGGGUACAAUCAGCCCCUCGGAACUUGCCUAGAAUCAUGGGGGUAACAGCUUACGCUUGUUUUUGUUGUUGUCGUUAAGAAUUGGAAGGCUGCUUUAAAAAUGCAGCCCAACACCAUCAUUUUACAGACAGGUAAACUGAGGUCCGGGCAAGUCAGUGACUACCUCUCAGAGUCAGUAAGUGACAAAGCCAGACUAGGGUUUAUGUCUCUUGAAACUUACAGAGUGUGAGUUUCUAAAUAAAUGCAAUUAC
Molecule: messenger RNA, 1903 nt
Organism: Eubalaena glacialis (North Atlantic right whale)
Lineage: Eukaryota; Metazoa; Chordata; Mammalia; Artiodactyla; Balaenidae
Gene: UNC93A
Product: unc-93 homolog A
Exons: 8
Coding region: 75-1448 (457 amino acids)
Source: RefSeq, a predicted model, not a curated record